UCUCACGGUUGCUUUGUGGAAGUCUGUGCAGCAUCACUGACACUGAGAGAAGCAAGAUCUCCUGCAAAAUCAGCUCAACAAGCAUCUCCAGCAUAUCUACCAGUAAUGCGACUCGCCAGAAUGCAGAUCUGCGGCGUCGUAGCCUCGGUGGAGAAGUUCGUCUUGCUGCUAUGUUUUCUGCUUCAGCUGUUCGGAGAGAAACGGAACGUGGCUACAGCGCAAACAGGAGAGCCGGUGCCCUACCUACUUUUCACAACACAAAACUCCAUACGGAGACUCUAUCUCAAUGGAAGUGCACCGCCACAGAUUCUAGUGGGACCAAACCCAGGGCGUAUCAGGAAGAUAGACUAUCACUACAGAAUGGACUACAUGUUUUGGCUGGAUGGCUCACUUGGUAGAGGCAAACUCAUGAGAGCUCGACUGAACGGCUCCGAGGUCACUACCCUACUGGAUUUCCUGACCGACCCCGUGGAUCUGGCAGUGGACUGGCUGAACGAUAGGUUGUACUGGGUUGAUGCCCAACUGAGACUCAUUGAGGAAUAUGACAUUUCGACAGGCAGUAGGAAGUUUGUUGCUUCCACUGGUUCAGCUGCUACCAGCAGACCAGCAGCUAUGUCUCUCUACCCAUACCCUAACUAUGGGUGGUUGUAUUGGAGUGACACACAAAAUCGGUCAAUCCAAAUGGUAUCGGUGACGGACGACCGCAGAUCAAUUAUUCAUACCAACAACCCCUGUGUCAACGCCCUAUCCAUCCACUACUGGUCCCACACACUCUACUGGAUCGACACUUGCACAUUUGCCAUCGAAAGUCUGAGACUGGACGGAGACUCUUCCACCCACAGUUUUCCGUUCAACGAGAUCAUAUUCUUCUCCACUGCUCUGCAAGUCUACAAUGGGAAGGUGUAUUACGCAGAAGGAGACGGGGUCUUUGAGGCAGACCCCGAUGGAGGGACUGAAAGAAGACAGCUCUAUAGUACAGCGCAGACCAGGGCCACCGGAGUUAAAGUUGUUCAUCCCUCGCGACAGCCAUCAUCUGCAGAGUACAUCCAGAUUGUGACGACUGUUGGAGACGAUUUCACGUUCGAGUGCAGUGGAGAGUGUGCCAAUGGCAAUUGCAUUCCUCCCGGUCUGUGUGCCUGCAACUCGGGCUGGAGAGGAGAGCUGUGUGAUAUAGCUCCCACGGUCACCACAACAAGAGUUGUCUAUUCAACAAGUGUCGUCGCCACGCCAACAUCGGUGGAAGCUUCGCCAACAGCGUCACCGACCAGCUCACCCUCCAGCAGCUAUACUGAGCCCCUGGUAUCAUCCACGCCAAUGGCAACACCAGUGGCAACACCAAUGGCGAUUCCACUACCAUCGACCACCAAGGCAAGGGUCUUCAUGGAGCCAACUCCUGGAAUUGUUGAGGCUGUUGAAAAAGAAGAAGCUGAGGAUGAGGGAAUUUUUCUUGGGUUUGGACUCUACGUCCUUAUUGGAAUUGGUGCUGGACUCGCCCUCUCCCUCAUAUUUGUUGCCAUUGCACUCGUGAUUAUCAUCGUCCUGUGCGUACGAUACAAACGACGCCGAAACAGAUCUUGGUCGCCUCAAAAGUCGUUCAGGUCCAACAGCAAAACCAACAUCGACACCAUGAUAUCAGUCAAGCCUUCAAAUGGCCACUCGAAUGGAAAAGUCAUCACCCUAUCUAAAGCUGAAGAAGCCAACCUGGAACAGUUUCAUCCAUAUCUGCUGUUCUCCACACAACAAUCAAUAUACAAGCACAUUCUAAACGGAACUUCAUCAACUACGACGCAAAUACUAACCCCUCCAUCGGUGAGAAUAGUGGGACUCUCCUAUCAUCUCAGAUUGAGAUCUUUGUUUUUUGCCAACGGGAACCGCAUACGUCCAGCUAUACUGACGGCUGGGAUCGAUGGCUCAGCCAUGACAGAACUCCUUUCUGAGAACUUGGGUGAACCAGCUGACUUGGAAGUUGAUUGGAUUAACGACCGACUGUACUGGGUAGACAGAUCCCUGAGGCAGAUAGGCGAGUACGACCUUGUCACCGGUCAUCGCAGUGUGGUGCUCUCUACUGGGCUCAGCUCCCCCUCUGCACUUGCUCUCUACCCUUACCCCAACUAUGGGUGGAUCUACUGGAUCGAUGGGACCAACCUAAAGAAGGCGUCUGUUACGGGCGAUGAUAUAUCCACACUGCGUUCAGAGCUAUACUGUGUGAACGUUUUGACAAUCGACUAUGCCUCGGUCACAAUCUACUGGAUCGACCACUGUCUUUACGAGAUCCAGUCACUCAGACUGGAUGGCGACGAUACAACUCACUCUUUCCCCUUCACCACAGUCAUACCGUUUGCUACCGGUCUAGUUAUUAAAAACGACACAUUCUACUGGUCGGAGCAGGGUGGAGUAUUUGAGCGACGAAAUGCUAGCGAUGCAACAGUGACUACAAUAUAUGGACUUCAAAGAGGUUUCAGAGCUACUGGUCUGCGGCUUGUCCAUUCAACUGCGCAACCACAAGUUGACGAUUUCAUCGAGAUCAUAUCCCCGACAAAUGCGACUCUGACCUUCCAAUGUUCUGCUGAGUGUGUCAAUGGAAACUGCAUACCUCCUGGGCUGUGUGCAUGCAGUGCUGGCUGGAGAGAUCGCUUGUGUGACGUCGAUGUGGAUGAGUGUGAGCGACAGAACGGAGGGUGUGAGCACUCCUGCGUCAAUGAAGUAGGAAGCUAUCACUGUGCCUGUCGUGAUGGCUACACACUGGCAGAUGAUCGCCACAUGUGCAAUGACAUAGACGAAUGCUCUGCUCAGGGCGAAGGGCCAUGCCAACAGGUCUGCACAAACCUCCCUGGAACGCAUCUCUGCAGCUGCCACAGUGGGUUCAAUCUGGAGGAAGAUGGGCUCAGCUGUAUGGCUGCCAUUCACAAUACAUCAGUUGAGCCGACAGCAGUAGUGACACAACUGUUGACCCCAUCAUCUACCGAAGGUGCUGUAUACUACUCUGAAGACCUAACAGUGGAAGAGUCUGCAAUAAGUCCUCAGUCAACAACCACUGGCUCAUUCAACAGCUCAACUAUAUCAGUAACAACAGCUACAGUACAUGUCCCAAUCGCAACAUCUAGUAGAGCAGUUGGCCCUUUGCCAGCUGGCCCUAGCUCCAGCAGCACUACUGAAGAUAGUGGUGUUAUCAGUUCACCUUCGGAAGAGACUAGAACUUCUGCUGUGACAACCUCACCAGUUUUGCUCCCGUACAACCUCAACCGUUUCUACUUUUAAUUUGCCUACUACAAUGACACAUGAGUUAAGCAGCACUUCUAGUUCAACUUCAGUUGGCCAGGGAAUGUCACAUCCACUGGAGUAUACAACAACCAUCGGCCAAACAACCAGUGUUGCUCAACCACAUGUUGUUCGCUCUUCUAAUCCUCCUGCACACACACCUGCCAGCAUAUCCCCAGGGACCUCUGAUGCAAGAGGUGACAGGAAGACCUCCGAGAUUCCACAUCCUUCAUCUUCCCAUCUCCCGGCACUCUCUCCCACCACCAGCAUCCAUGCAGACAACUCCUUGGCACCACUACCCACCUUCACACCUGAUUUAGAGGUAGAGGUAGCAUCGUCUAAGAAGGAUCAGGGUAAAGAGAGAGUAGUCAUCAUCGUGACUGUAUCGCUUGUUGCUGUCUGCCUCAUCACAGCGACAGCGGCCUUGUUGAUAGCUAUCGUGGCAGUCAGAAAGAAAAGGCACAGCAGUGCGAAGUACACCCCCAAGCAACAAGAGCAAGAGAGUCACACUUCUAUGACACUCAACUUGUCAGUCAAAAGAAUUUCAAACACAUUUUCAUACACGUCCAAACCUUGAUUGUUACACUAGUAGUGUGUGGAUUUGUAUGAGUAUAAUGAAAAUGUUCGUUCCUUGUUGUAAUGAUAUAUUAUGUACGUCAUGUGUGAAAUACAAAACUAAUCAUGAGAAUUAUGUUAGUGGCAAUGAUUUAGUAUCAUUAGCGUUAGUGAUGAAUCUCAAACUCGUCUCUUAGGGAUGUGGAAAACUUUCCGAGGGAUUUAGGAUUUUUGCAAUACUGCUGCCCGGAUCCAGUCUUCAAUUACAUCUUCAUACAACCUUUUCCAAAACCCAAAGAGGCCCGUCUUUUUCAAGUUUGGUAACACGUUUAUCUUUUUCCGAUUGUAAGUUUGGCGGACCCCUGCUAUUAGGUAUUGAUUGCCAGGGAUCAAGGGAUCGACUCGGGGACACCCGGGGCAAGUUGGUAUGGUGAUUAUCUGGCCCCUAUCAAGGCAGUGUCUUUUCUUGAUCUCCCAGCACUGAAUGAUACGGACAUCAACACCAGUACACCUACCAAAGUUCCCCACUCCAAGCAGC
Molecule: messenger RNA, 4351 nt
Organism: Geodia barretti
Lineage: Eukaryota; Metazoa; Porifera; Demospongiae; Tetractinellida; Geodiidae
Source: the annotation of a GenBank genome assembly